Messenger RNA from Lolium perenne, 4848 nucleotides. Its product is annotated as ABC transporter C family member 10. The record is from RefSeq and is a predicted model, not a curated record. Gene Ontology annotation, molecular function: ATP binding; ATP hydrolysis activity; ABC-type transporter activity. Gene Ontology annotation, cellular component: membrane. Lineage: Eukaryota; Viridiplantae; Streptophyta; Magnoliopsida; Poales; Poaceae. Gene Ontology annotation, biological process: transmembrane transport.
GCUCCGGACGAACAUGAGCAGGGGUGGCCGCUACAAACUCAAUGCUGCCAGAAUUUCUCAGAGAUAAAACAUACAAAAACGAAGAAUUGAAUCUAGGGAUCGAGUUGUGCUUGGUUCAGGAAAAUAUUACACUGUUCGUGGUUGCUUCAGGCAGGGGUGCUUCAUCCACCUGUUCAUGACUGCACAGCACAGAUGAAUUUCCUCACAAGUUUUUGGAAGAUGACGAACUUGUGCGGGAGGGCAGUUUGCUCCAGCCACCAUGUCCUAGUCUCAUGUACAUUCAAGGAAAUAUUCGACUCCUCCACUUGCAUGAAUCAUCUGGUGGCGAUAGCCAUUGCCACGCCGCUCACCCUCGUGCUCAUGCUCCGCUUGCUCAUCGAACUUCGGAAGAGUGUAGCAUCUGCACGCCAGCUCUUCACGCUCACUUCAUCGCUGCAGCUGGCUGCCGUGGUGUUCAAUGCCUGCUUGGGUUCGGUCCAUCUUGUCCGAGGAGUGUGGAUGCUGGGUAGUAACCAGGAUGCUUCUGUUUGCCCGCCACACUUGUGGCUUGCAACACUGUCUCAAGGUUUCAGUUUGCUCGUCACCGCCUUCGCUUGUGCCAUCAGGCGUGGCCCGCGUGGGUUUCUCGGAUUCACGUUCACUCGGUUAUGGUCGUUCUCGCUGACCAUCUAUACCGCAUUCAUCUGUUGUUCCUCGGUUGUCAGCACUGUUGGGGCAAAUGUGGUCACCAUUAAGGCUUGUUUGGAUUUUCUGUCCCUGCCAGGAGCAGUUAUCUUUCUUGUUUACACCAUUCCGAGCACCCAUGAUGAGGAGGGGCAUGAAGAAAACGGGAAAGGUUUAUACAAGCCACUGAAGACCGAUCCAGACAGUGAGGUAGCCGACUCUUCAGAGGUAACCGCCUUUGCUAAAGCCGGUAUCUUGAGCGAGAUGUCAUUCUGGUGGCUGAACCCUUUCAUGAAGAUGGGUUAUGAGAAGCCCCUCGAGGAGAAAGACAUGCCACUAUUAGGCGCCACCGACCGAGCACAAAACCAGUACUUAAUGUUCUUGGAGAAGCUGAAUAGCAACAAGAAGCAUUCGCCUUUGCAGUCAUUUGAUGGCACACCAUCAAUCUUGUGGACUAUCGUUUCUCAUCACAAGCGUGGGAUCAUGGUCUCAGGUAUGUUCGCCUUGCUCAAGGUUCUCACCUUAUCUACAGGCCCGUUGCUUCUCAGGGCAUUCAUCAACGUAUCGACUGGGAAAGGAACCUAUAAACAUGAAGGCUCUAUGCUGGCUGCCAUAAUGUUCAUCUGCAAAUGUUGUGAGUCUUUGUCGCAGAGACAGUGGUAUUUCCGCACACGGAGGUUAGGACUCCAGGUGAGGUCUCUCCUCUCUGCAGCUAUCUAUAAGAAGCAACAGAAGUUGUCAAGCUCAGCAAAGAUGAAGCACUCCUCUGGACAAAUCAUGAACUAUGUGACCGUCGAUGCAUACCGAGUUGGAGAAUUCCCAUACUGGUUCCAUCAAACAUGGACAACCAUUGUUCAGCUUUGCAUCGCUCUGGUGAUUCUUUAUAAUGCAGUUGGUACUGCGAUGGUUUCAUCCUUGGUCGUCGUCAUCAUCACUGUACUUUGCAAUGCUCCGUUAGCCAAACUGCAACACAAGUUUCAAACCAAGCUUAUGGAAGCACAAGACGUGAGAUUGAAGGCCAUGGCGGAGUCGCUAGUUCACAUGAAGAUCCUGAAACUUUAUGCAUGGGAAGCUCACUUUAAGAAAGCCAUUGAGAAGCUAAGGGAGGUUGAGUACAAGUGGUUGUCAGCGUUCCAGCUUAGCAGGGCUUACAAUAGUGUCCUGUUCUGGUCAUCACCUGUCUGGGUAUCGGCAGCAACAUUUUUAACGUGCUAUCUGCUGGAAAUCCCUCUUGAUGCUAGCAACGUAUUCACAUUCAUCGCAACUCUACGUCUAGUGCAAGACCCCAUUAGGUCGAUACCGGAAGUUCUCGGAGUUGUGGUACAAGCAAAGGUUGCUUUCACUCGGAUAGAAAAGUUCCUAGGUGCAUCUGAGCUGAAUGGACAAGUUAAGAGGAAAUACCACAUGGGUACCAGUUACCCGGUAGCAAUGAACUCAUGCAGGUUCUCAUGGUAUGAAGAUCCAUUAAAACCUACCUUGAAGAACAUAAAUUUGGUAGUUAAAACUGGGGAGAAGGUUGCAAUUUGUGGAGAGGUAGGAUCAGGAAAGUCGACUCUUUUGGCUGCGAUGCUUGGAGAGGUUCCCAAAACUGAAGGCACGAUUCAAGUCAGCGGGAAAAUAGCAUAUGUGCCUCAGAAUGCAUGGAUUCAAACAGGAACGGUGCAGGAAAAUAUUCUCUUUGGUUCUUGUAUGGACAGCCCAAGAUAUGAAGAAACACUCUCGAGGUGCUCGUUGGUCAAGGACCUCGAGAUGUUACCAUAUGGAGACAAUACUCAAAUUGGGGAGAGAGGAGUGAACCUUAGUGGUGGUCAGAAGCAGCGCCUUCAGCUUGCUCGUGCACUGUACCAAAACUCAGACAUCUAUCUCCUUGAUGACCCUUUCAGUUCUGUAGAUGCCCACACAGCAACAAGUCUCUUCGAUGAAUAUGUCAUGGGUGCUCUGUCAGACAAGACAGUCAUUUUGGUGACUCACCAAGUAGAUUUUCUACCUGUAUUCGACACCAUUCUGUUAAUGUCAGAUGGGGAGGUUAUUCGAUCUGCACCUUAUCAAGAACUAUUCGCAGAUUGUCAAGAAUUUAAAGACCUUGUAAAUGCCCAUAAAGAUACCAUCGGUCUUCCAGAUCUUAGCAGCAGUAUUUCUCCUCAUAGAGCAAAUGAAAUAUCAACAAAGGUGAAAGACCAUAAUUAUGGAAGUGGAUACACAAAGUCUGGGAAGCCAUCACCAGCACAUCAACUGAUCAAGAAAGAGGAAAGAGAAACAGGAGAUACAGGUGUUAAGCCUUAUAUGCUUUACUUGUGCCAGAACAAAGGCUUCAUGUAUGCUUCUCUUUGUGUUAUUUCUCACAUGAUCUUCAUAGCUGGGCAAAUAGCACAGAAUUCAUGGAUGGCGGCGAAUGUCGAAAAUCCUCGUACCGGUACACUGAAGUUAAUUACUGUGUACAUUGUUAUCGGAGUUUGCACAAUGUUCUUUUUGCUAUCGAGAUGCUUAUCGGUUGUUGUUCUCGGGGUCCAGACAUCAAGAUCCUUAUUCUCCCAGUUACUUGAUUCAUUGUUCCGUGCACCGAUGUCCUUUUAUGAUUCUACGCCUCUAGGAAGGGUCCUUAGCCGGGUCUCUUCAGAUUUGAGUACUGUUGACCUUGAUGUUCCGUUCGCAUUCAUGUUUAGCCUUAGUGCGAGCUUAAAUGGCUACAGCAAUCUGGGGGUAUUGGCUGUUGUUACAUGGCAAGUUCUGUUUGUAUCUGUGCCAAUGAUAGUUCUGGCAAUUAGGUUACAGAGGUAUUACUUAGCCUCGGCUAAGGAAUUGAUGCGGAUCAAUGGCACUACGAAAUCUGCUCUAGCAAAUCACUUGGGUGAAUCAAUUUCGGGAGCUAUAACCAUAAGGGCAUUCGAGGAAGAAGAUCGUUUCUUUGAUAAAAAUUCUGAUCUUGUUGACAAGAAUGCUAUCCCAUACUUCUAUAAUUUUGCAGCAACUGAAUGGCUGAUUCAACGCCUUGAAAUAAUGAGUGCUGCGGUUCUUUCUGUUUCAGCCUUUCUCAUGGUUCUUCUUCCUCCAGGAACUUUUAGCCCUGGUUUUGUAGGAAUGGCAUUGUCGUAUGGUCUCUCCCUAAAUAUGUCUUUUGUUUCCUCUAUUCGAAAGCAGUGCAACUUUGCGAACCAAAUAAUAUCAGUGGAACGGGUGAACCAGUACAUGGAGAUACAAAGUGAAGCACCAGAAUUUAUUGAAGAAAACAGACCGGGACCGGAUUGGCCUCAAGUUGGCAGUGUGGAGCUAAUAGAUUUGAAGAUUAGGUACAGAAAAGAUGCUCCACUUGUACUGCAUGGAAUCAGUUGCAAGUUUGAAGGUGGAGAUAAGAUUGGUAUUGUUGGUCGAACGGGAAGUGGGAAGACAACUUUAAUUGGUGCAUUGUUUCGCCUUACCGAACCAGCAGGAGGGGAGAUAAUUAUUGACUCUUUGGACAUCACUACGAUUGGCUUAUAUGACCUGCGUUCACGUUUGGGUAUCAUUCCACAAGAUCCAACACUUUUUCAGGGUACUGUAAGAUAUAAUCUAGAUCCUCUCGAGCAAUUCUCAGAUCUCCAAAUAUGGGAGGUUCUCAAGAAAUGUCAACUUGUUCAAGCUGUCCAGGAGAAGGAACAUGGUUUGGAUUCACUUGUUGCGGACGACGGGUCGAACUGGAGCAUGGGCCAAAGGCAGCUCUUCUGUUUGGGACGCGCACUUUUGAGAAGGUGUCGUAUCUUAGUUCUUGAUGAAGCCACGGCCUCUAUAGACAAUGGAACAGAUGUUGUCCUUCAAAAGACUAUCAGGACAGAAUUCAAAUAUUGCACUGUUAUUACGGUAGCGCACCGUAUACCAACAGUUAUGGACUCUGACAUGGUACUUGCAAUGAGUGAUGGGAAAGUAGAGGAGUAUGACAAUCCUACAAAGCUAAUGGAAACUGAAGGAUCUCUCUUCCGCGAGCUGGUCGAAGAGUACUGCGCAUACACAUCAAACGGAACUACAUAGGCCAUCUUUGAUUCACAGGAUUCUAGUAAUGUUAUAAUUAAUAAUAAAGAAAGCAAACGAGUUUGGUAGGUAUUCAUGUUUUUUUCGAAAUGGAUAAGUAGGUAUUCAUGUAUGUAGGAUUUAUAGAAAACAGAGUAUCCAAAUAAUGAUGACGUAUUAAGGUAACAUACUGCUAGUGCUAAA